AUGGUGAACCCAAAGGGUGGGAACAACACGGGACAUGUCAUGGCCGCUACUACAAGGAGUGGAAAAGGUGCGAAUGCACCCACCUCUAGUCAAAGGAAACUUGUGGAUGAUGAGAAAGUGGAACAAGAAGAUGAGACCCUGAACAAUGUUGUUCAGGCUCUAAAUAAGUUGAAUCUUGAUUGGGAUGUCGCCGCCAACUUGAGGGUGGCACAUUUGAAUGGGUUGGAUGAGUUCCGGCACCAUGUCUACACAAGUUCGUCCUUAUACAAAGAGAAGAUGAAAUAUCUUCAUGAUAAUUACAUUUGGCACAGAGAGUUCAAAGAGGGUGAUCUUGUAUUGUUGUUCAAUUCAUGCUUGAGGAUGUUUCUUGAAAAGUUAAAGCCUAAAUGGAAUGGUCCGUUUGAAGUUGUGGGUGUGACACCCUUUGGUGAAUUGGACUUGGAGAACAAAAAUAAUGAGGUGUUUCGAGUAACUGGUCACCGGGUGAAGCAUUAUUUAGGAAAAGUGGGUGAUGGCCAUGUUGUGGCGGCGAUUCAUUUCAAGUGA
Messenger RNA from Nicotiana tabacum (common tobacco), 546 nucleotides. NCBI's taxonomy places the organism in Eukaryota, Viridiplantae, Streptophyta, Magnoliopsida, Solanales, Solanaceae. The record is from RefSeq and is a predicted model, not a curated record.